Aureobasidium pullulans EXF-150 is the source of this 1299-nucleotide messenger RNA. Its product is annotated as phosphoribosylamine--glycine ligase. Gene Ontology annotation, molecular function: ATP binding; phosphoribosylamine-glycine ligase activity; metal ion binding. Gene Ontology annotation, biological process: purine nucleobase biosynthetic process. NCBI's taxonomy places the organism in Eukaryota, Fungi, Ascomycota, Dothideomycetes, Dothideales, Saccotheciaceae. Bases 1 to 1299 code for a protein of 432 amino acids. The transcript has 2 exons. The record is from RefSeq and is a predicted model, not a curated record.
AUGUCGUCGAUUCCUAGUCUGCGCGUCUUGUUGGUGGGAAACGGUGGUCGCGAGCAUGCCCUUGCAUGGAAGCUCGUCCAGUCACCGCACGUAGAGCACAUCUACGUCGUGCCCGGUAAUGGCGGUACCGCAGGUAUCCCGAACAAGGUCACCAACGUCACCAAUCUCAAGGCCGACGACUUCCCCGCCCUGGUCGACUUUGCUCGCGACCACGACGUCAACUUCCUGGUCCCUGGUCCUGAGGCCCCUCUUGUCGCCGGCAUUGUCGACUUCUUCGCCGAGAAGCUCCCCAAUGUCAAGAGCUUCGGUCCCAACGAGGCUGCUGCCCGUAUGGAAGGCAGCAAGGCCUUCAGCAAGGACUUCAUGAAAGACCACAACAUUCCCACUGCCGCAUACGAGAACUUCAGCGACUACGAGCAAGCAAAGGCAUACCUCGACAGCAUCAAUCACGAUGUUGUCAUCAAGGCCGACGGCCUCGCUGCUGGCAAGGGUGUCAUCAUCCCUCAGACCAAGGAAGAGGCUGUACAGGCCCUCAAGGAUAUCAUGUUGACGCGCGAGUUCGGCUCGGCCGGCGACACGGUUGUCAUCGAAGAGCUGUUGGUCGGCGAAGAGUGCAGCAUCCUGACCUUCAGCGAUGGCUACAACAUUGCUAGUCUGCCUCCUGCCCAGGACCACAAGCGUAUCUUUGACGGCGACAAGGGUCCCAACACUGGCGGUAUGGGCACCUACGCUCCUACAGGUGUCGUCUCUGCUCAGGAGAACGAGGAAAUCCACAAGUCCAUCCUGCAAGCAACCGUCGAUGGCAUGCGCAACUCUGGCAACAUCUUCAUCGGCUGUCUUUUCACCGGCCUCAUGAUGACCAAGGCCGGCCCCAAGGUUCUCGAGUACAACGUCCGCUUCGGUGACCCGGAAACCCAAUCCGUCUUGACUCUGCUCGAGUCUGACCUUGCCGAGCUCAUGUACAGCUGUACCACAAACUCGCUCUCCUCUAUGGGUCCUAUCAAGAUUUCGUCGCGUGCUGCUGCUACUGUCGUUGUCGCUGCUGGUGGCUACCCUGGAUCCUACGCCAAGGGCACCCCCAUGACUUUGACUACUACUCCCGAGGACACUGUCAUCUUCCACGCCGGCACAGACAUCAAGGACGGCCAACUCGUGACAAGUGGUGGUCGUGUCAUCGCUUCAACUGCCACUGGUCCUACUCUCAAAGACGCUGUCGCUCGUGCUUAUGAGGGUGUCCAAACUAUCAAGUUCGAGGGCAUGCAGUUCCGCAAGGACAUUGCCAAGCGUGCUUUGAACUAG